Nothoprocta perdicaria is the source of this 4355-nucleotide messenger RNA. RefSeq names its product ubiquitin specific peptidase 35 (gene USP35). The coding region runs from base 4 to 3000 and encodes 998 amino acids. Gene Ontology annotation, biological process: protein deubiquitination; ubiquitin-dependent protein catabolic process. Gene Ontology annotation, cellular component: cytosol; nucleus. NCBI's taxonomy places the organism in Eukaryota, Metazoa, Chordata, Aves, Tinamiformes, Tinamidae. The transcript is spliced from 10 exons. Gene Ontology annotation, molecular function: cysteine-type endopeptidase activity; cysteine-type deubiquitinase activity. The record is from RefSeq and is a predicted model, not a curated record.
GAGAUGGAUAAGAUACUGGAAGCUGUGGUGAUGUCUUCAUACCCCAACAAUGUGAAGCAAGGGCUUGUGAGGCGCGUCAUUGAGGCAGCAAAGCAGCCCAUGGACAGUGAACAGUGCUGGUCCAUGCUGGAGCUGUCAACCAAGCUUUUUCUUACUGGGGACACCAAGUACAAAAGAGAGAUCGGGAAAGAGGUUUUGGAGGUCUAUGGCCACUACCAUCCAGAAGAGUUUGAGGAAUUCUUCAAUGUCCGCUUCCUAUUGAGUCUCCUUCAGGAAGGUUAUGGCCCCCUGGGAAAAAGAAGUCAUUAUGUGCUAGAUUAUAUCCAGUUAGGACUGCAGUUUGUCUUGGAAAGCCCAUCAGCAAACAGCAUUUUCAACUUACUGAAGAUCGAAGUGCUCCGGAAAGUCUGCGAGAGGCCCAGCCCCAAGCAGUGCGCUAAAAUCAGUAAACUCUUGACCCAGCAUCCUCAGUGCAUCCCCACGGGCAAACACCAGAUCUUGUUUUGUCAGCAGCUGAUACGGUGCAUCGGGCAGUUCCAGUGCGUCUCCGAAGGGGAAGAGGACAUAAUGGAGUUUUUGGAGCAGGUGAACAAAGUGAGCGGUCUGCUGCAGAGGAUCUGGAGGACUCAGACUUCAGCCAUCCUGCCCUCUUUGAAGGAGCUGUUCUCUAUCAUUUCAUCAACAGAGGAGCAGGAAGCGCCAUCAAAUGCCUUGGCCAGCGUGGUCCAGUUUGUCCCUCUGGAGCUUAUGGAUGGUGUCAUAAGAAACCUAACCAACGAUGACAGCAUCACUGAUGUGCAAAUGAUGACAGCAAUUAGUAGGAUGAUUGACUGGGUAUCCUGGCCCCUGGGAAAGAACAUAGACAAGUGGAUCAUUGCUCUGCUGAAGGGUUUGGCUGCUGUGAAAAAGUUCAGCAUCUUGAUCGAAGUGACUCUUUCAAAGAUUGAAAAGGUCUUCUCCAAGCUGCUGUACCCCAUUGUGCGUGAGGGGGCUUUGUCCGUCCUGCAGUACAUGCUGCUGAGUUUCCAGCACUCCCAUGAAGCAUUCCACUUGCUGCUCCCUCACAUUCCCAGGCUGGUGGCCUCUCUGAAGAAGGAGGACUCCAACUCUGCCACCAGCUCCCUGGAGCAGCUGGCUGAGCUCAUCCACUGUAUGUUCUUCCGCUUCUCAGGAUUUCCAGAUCUCUAUGAACCAGUCCUAGAAGCAGUUAAAGCUCUUCCGAUUCCAAAUGAAGACCGGAUUAAGCAUCUCUUGGGACAGAAUGCUUGGACCUCCCAGAAGAACGAACUGGCUUGCUUCUACCCACGCCUGGCUUCCAAAUCUGAGACAGGAAAGAUUGGGUUAAUUAACUUGGGAAACACCUGCUACAUGAACAGCAUCAUACAGUCCCUUUUCAUGGCUUCAGACUUCAGACAUUCGGUGUUGAAUUUAGCAGAGGGCAACUCCCAGCCCCUGAUGACAAAGCUCCAGUGGCUCUUUGCGUUUUUGGAGCACAGUCAGCGACCUGCCAUUUCACCUGAAAGUUUCCUCUCUGCCUCUUGGCCUCCUUGGUUUACUCCUGGCGCUCAGCAGGAUUGCUCCGAGUAUCUCAAAUACUUGCUGGACAGAUUACAUGAAGAAGAAAAAACUGGAAAAAGGAUCUACCAAAAACUCAAAGAAUCCAGCUUUAUGUCUCAGGCCAUGGAACAACAUUAUUUAAACAAGACAUUAAUUGAGAAGAUGUUUGGGGGCAAAAUGAUGACAAAAAUCCGCUGCCUGAAGUGUCUGAAUGUCUCCUCUCGAGAAGAAGCCUUCACAGACCUAUCCCUGGCUUUCCCUCCACCGGACAGACAUGUACUUAGCACAGGGAGCGCGCCUGUUUUACCAGUGGAAGAAAUUGGCCCACAGUUUAUUGAACCUCCUGGAACCCCAAGUCAGAUAACAGGAUCUCCCUGGAUCCGGAGGAAGCCUCAUGUGUCUGGAGACCGUGCAGCCAACAUUGUGCCGGUGGAAACACUGGGUUUCCAGGAGCCAGGAAACCAGGCAACUCCCUUAAACAGCAAUGCUGUUGGCAUGGAUUCAACCAAGGACCCUCUCUUGGCUUUUGGGGAGCAGACCUGCAGUCCCAAGGACUCCAGAUCUGUACCAGAUUUGAUCAAUUAUUUCCUGUCCCCAGAAAAACUGACAGCAGAGAAUAAAUACCAUUGUGAGAAAUGUGCUUCUUUGCAGGAUGCUGAGAAAGUGGCCGAGCUGACGGAGGGGCCACAUUACCUCAUCCUCACCCUGCUGCGAUUUUCCUUUGACCCAAGGACCAUGAGGAGGAAGAAGAUCUUGGAUAAUGUCUCCAUUCCUUUGGUGCUGAAGCUGCCUGUUCUUGUUGCCCCAGAAGACAGCGAGGAUGUUUGGCAACGCAGGAAGGACAGAGCUGCACCGAGCAGCAGUUUUGUGUCCAUCAUCUAUGACCUUUGCAGUGUGGUGGUGCACUCAGGGAUCUCAUCUGAGAGUGGCCACUACUAUUGUUACUCCAGAGAGUGCAGUGACACCGUCACCCAUGGGCAGCCUCGGGAUGGGACCCUGAAACCAACAUCUGACAAGCAGUUGGACUUUGAAAUCCAGUGGUACCUCUUCAACGACACCAGGGUUUCCUUCUCCUCCUUCGAAUCGGUCAGCAACGUGACCUCUUUCUUCCCCAAAGACACGGCCUACGUGCUCUUCUACAGGCAGCGGCCGGGCAGGCAGAGCUGCCCCAUGCACAAGGCUGGGGCUGAGAGCAGCCGCCCCCAUGGAGAACCUUCCCUCAAUAAGGACUUGAUGGAAGCCAUUUCCAAAGAUAACCUCCUCUACCUGCAGGAGCAGGAAAAAGAAGCAAGGAACAGAGCUGCGUACAUUUCUGCCUUGCCCAAAUCCCCUCUGUGGUGGAGAGACUUUGACAGGGACAAGGAUGACGACAGCUCAUCGGGGGGCUGCAGCCCCGCUGCUGGAGGAGGAGGAUCCGGCUCCUUUCAUGGACUCGUCUUCUAGGGAUCAGGUUAAAGCAAACGUUUAUCCCAGCCAGCUGGGCUGACCUGAAGCCAGAGGCUCCUAUUUCUGACACCAAUGACAGCAAACAUCACAGAGAAAGGAUUUGGCCUUGAAUCUUACAAAGAAAAGGACUCCAUGGCUGAUUCAGAGACUGGACGGAGCCAAAUUCUGACUUCUACUGCUUUCUAUGCACUUGAUCUUAACGCCUUAAAGUAAUACUAGUAGCUAAACAUCUACGGAUAUGAGCAGCUGAUGACAGCUCAGAGAAGUGCCCUUUUGCUUAAGCAUAGCCUUGUCUUGCUGCUGUGAACCAUGCCACCAGCCUGGCUGAGGACGGGGUAGAGCCCGUGGAGCUCCAGGUCUUGAGACCUUCCUUGCACGUCCCAUCCGCAGCCCGGGCUUUCCUACAGCACCAACUCGUUUUUGGGGUGCCUCUGCUUGGUUGUGUAUUUUUUUAAUGCUUUUUUUGAGAAGCGAGGUGGAGAUAAUGUAAAGUAGCUGUGUUUUCUUAAAAAAACCCCCAGCACUGCCAACCUCUGCCAAGAGGCUGAACCCCUAAAGCUGGAAGAGACUCAUUCUGGUCUCCUUGGGGUUUUUGUGCUUCAUCAAGCCCCCUUUGUAUUACUCAUUUCCUACAGUGACCUCGCUUGGCACUUGGGUGUUAUUAGUGUGCACGGUGGCCCAGACACACAGGCCUUUGUUCAGGAAUGUGCUUGGGACUCAACAACUUUCUGCUGCUCUCAGUUCCUGGGUUUCUGGGCCAGAUGUGCCGUUCAUAAAUUGGACUUUCUUUUGGAAUACUGUGGGUUGAGCACUGAUAAAUGGAGACCCCUUGCCAAAACCACUGGCUGUUUUCUAAAAUGUGUGUUUGCAAGGACAGUAAGCCAAACUGGUUAUAUUAUAUAAACAAAUAUAAUACAUAAUAUAUAAACCAAUGCAUUAUAUAAACCAAAAAGUUUGGUUUUGAAGGGCGUAGCCUGAUUUUGAUGGUGGGAGGCUGACCUUACCCCUGGGUUGCGUGUGUGUAUGAAUGUAGCUCUCUCCAAUCGUGUUGUCCACGUCUGCUCCUCACUCAUGCCUGUUGUAGACUUCUCUAGCUCAAGCACCAGAAACUUGUGCCUUAGGUCCUGUAUUCAGGGCCUAAUCCUGAUGGGAUGGGGGGAAUAUUGCACUGACAUGCAGUGAAAGGCAAAGCACAGAAAUUGCUACCGUUGAUGCAAAUGGAAGUUCUACUAGAGAUGACAUUUUCUGGCUUGCGAUCUGAUCUCUGGCAUAUGCUAUAAUAUUCUUUUAUUGUCUUUCCUACAUAUGAAUAAAGGACAUGAUGAAUCAAUUCAACAUGGAGUUUUACAGCA